Messenger RNA from Lactuca virosa, 2586 nucleotides. The record is from the annotation of a GenBank genome assembly. NCBI's taxonomy places the organism in Eukaryota, Viridiplantae, Streptophyta, Magnoliopsida, Asterales, Asteraceae.
AUGGAAGAGGAUGCUAAGGGAGGCAAAGUUGAUGGUUAUCAGGAAGGUGAUUGUGUUGAUUAUUCUUCUGAUGUUGUUGGAAUAAUGAAUAAUAAGUUGGAUCCUUCUAAGUUUGUUGGGAAGGGUAAUGUAGGGAAUGAAAGUAAUAAAAUGACGAAUAGUAUGAUGGUUCAGGGGAAUAGUAAAAGCAAAGAUGGGAUUUCUCAGGCAUUUGAGGAGAAGGAGGUUAUUGAUGUUAUUAGGAGUAAUAACCUUGGUAUAUGUGCUGUGGUGGAGUCUCAUGUCAAGGUCUUAAAUCUUAAGAAUGUUUGUGUUAAGACCUUUGGUCAAUGGGAUUGGGUUUCUAAUAAUAGUAGCUGUGAGGCUGGAACUAGAAUAAUUGUUGGAUGGAAUCCAAGACUUUUUGAUGUGAUGGUGAUUUCUCAGUCUAGACAAGUUAUUCACUGUUAUGUUAGAUUCUGUGAUUCCAAUUAUAGCAUGUAUUUGUCUUUUAUAUAUGCUGCUUCGAAUUAUCUUGAGAGAAGGUUAUUAUGGGAUAAUUUGAAGAAACAUAGUUUGGUUGUUAAGAAGGAAGCAUGGGGAAUAUUAGGUGAUUUUAAUGUUGCUUUAAAACCAUCGGAAUAUUCUGAAGGUUGUUCCAAAACGCCUAAAGGAGUUGAUGAUUUUAUUGACUGUAUAAACUUUAUUGAAGUUGAGGAUCUGAAUUCCUCUGGGUUUCAGUUUACUUGGAAUAAAACUCCUGCUGGGAAUAAGGGCCUUUUGAAGAAGUUAGAUAGGGUGAUGGCCAAUUUGAAAUUUGUUUCGGAUCAUCCUUUAGCUCAUGUGGAGUUCUUACCCCUGGUUAAGGAAGUUUGGGAUGCUAAUAUUGAAGGCUUUUUUAUGUUCAAAGUGUGCCAAAAGUUGAAGAUUCUUAAAAAGCAUUGUAGGGAGCUUUGCAAUAAGCACAGGGGUUCUGGGAAGAGAAUCCAAAUGUUAAGAAAGGAGUUGGAAAGUAAACAAUCUGAAAUUGAUCUUAAUCCUUUUAAUUGUAAGAUUAGGGAGGAGCAUACUAAUAUUCUUUUUGAUUUUAAUGUUGCUUGUAAUGAUGAAGAAAAGCUUCUUUUCCAGAGAUCUAAGAUAAAUUGGUUACAGGAAGGGGACAAUAAUACAAAGUUUUUUCAUAGAACUGUGAAGAGCAGGGGCAAUAGAAAUCGUAUUCUGAUGGUUAUUGAUGAAGAUGGAAGAUGGGUUAGUGGGAAGGCUAUGAAGGAUAAAUUUGUUACUCAUUUCAAUAAGUUUUUGGGUUGUAAAGAUGUUACUGAGUUUUCGUGUUUAAAUGAUGGUUUCUUUCAUAAUAAAUUGGAUAGUAGGGUGGCUGCUAAUAUGAUUAGAGUGGUGACUGAUGAAGAAAUCAAAGUGGCGAUGUUUGAUAUUGAUGAAAAUCGUGCCCUUGGACCUGAUGGAUCUAUUGUGGAUGAUAUUCUCCUUGCUCAGGAGCUGAUGGUGGGGUAUAAAAAUAAGAGGGGAGUUCCCAAAUGCACCAUAAAGAUUGAUAUUCAAAAGGCAUAUGAUACGGUGGAUUGGAAUAUUCUUAGUAGAAUUCUGCAGGGGUUUGGUUUUCAUACAAUAAUGAUUCAGUGGAUUAUGGCUUGUGUUUCUACUCCUCGGUUCAUGCUUAACUUUAAUGGUGAAGAUCAUGGGUAUUAUGAAGGAAAGAGGGGUCUUAGGCAGGUUUUUUCUUAUGGAAAUGGGAAUUCUGCUAGAGUUAUAAGGGAUGCUCUUGAUGAGUUCAAAAAAGUUUCAGGGUUGAAGGUGAGCAUGGAAAAAAGCCAGAUUUUCUUCAGUUGUGUUAAACCCAAUAUGAGAAGGAUUAUCUUGGGCAUUCUUCCUUUUGAUAUUGGGAGAUUUCCUUUUAAGUAUUUGGGAAUUCCUAUGUGUGUUACAAAAUUAUUUGAUAGAGAUUGUAAACAGCUUAUUGAGAAGAUUAAGAUGAGAAUUUUCAAUUGGAAAAGCAAGGCUUUAUCGUUUGCUGGAAGGCUGCAGCUCAUUAAUUCUGUUUUGACAUCUAUUCAUGUGUAUUGGGCUUCGAUUUUUAAAAUUCCCAUUGCUACUAUUAAAGAGAUUGAAAAGCUUUGUAGAAGUUUCUUGUGGGCGAAUGGUGAGGUAGUUAAAGGGAAAGCUAAAGUCAAGUGGAAUGAUAUUUGUAAGCCGAAAAUUUAUGGUGGUUUAGGAGUGAAGAAUUUAAGGAAAUGGAAUGAUGCUUUGUUAGCUAAACAUGUGUGGAAUGUGAUUAAUAGCAAAAAUUCUCUGUGGGUUCAGUGGGUGAAAUCCAAUUACAUUGGAAACAGGAAUUUUUGGGAUAUUUUGCAGAAGAAGAGUAUGAGCUGGACUUGGAAGAGGUUCCUUGAGGUGAGAAAAAUUGUUAGGCCCCAUGUUGUUUCGUGUGUGGGAAACGGGAUGAAUACUUCUCUCUGGCAUGAUUGGUGGCACCCAAUUGGUAUUUUAUGUUCUAUUAUAUCUAGAAGAGAUUGGGUUAGCAAUGGGUUUAGUGAUUCUUCCUUGGUCAGUGAUGUUCUAGUCUAUGAUUGCUAUACUUGGCCGGUUUAG